Messenger RNA from Psilocybe cubensis, 1272 nucleotides. RefSeq lists its product as uncharacterized. Lineage: Eukaryota; Fungi; Basidiomycota; Agaricomycetes; Agaricales; Agrocybaceae. The record is from RefSeq and is a predicted model, not a curated record. The transcript is spliced from 6 exons. Bases 1 to 1272 code for a protein of 423 amino acids.
AUGCUCGCCCAUCGUGGUUUUACAGCCUGGAUUCAAGUCCAAGGCAAGGCCACCCCGGAAUACCUCGUGGCCGUCGACGAAAGCGCGCAUCGGGUUUCCUGCUGGAUCGCAGGGGAGGUGGGCCAGACGUUCACCAUCUACUGGCAAGAUCAGGGAGGGGGAAUAGAUACCUGCUCGUUCAUCGUACUGGAUGGAUUGACCGUUCCGGGCAGGUUUCUGUUCGGAAAUGGUAUUGCUUCAAGGGGCGGUGUCAGGACUUCUAUGUCGACUGAGCGUCCAUUUAUGUUCCAGAAGGUCGAAGAGAAAUUUCCUGGCAAGAUGAUAUCUCCCACUACCCCGUCGUCCAGUAAUGAAGCGGGCAUGAUAAUUCUCAAGAUAAAAAGAAUCAGACGCGUCGCCAGGGACAAACCGGCGAAUCGAAUUGACCCAGCUCCAAAAACGCUUUUAGGCAAGAGGAAACCAGAGGACUUGUGUAUCGGUUUUGGAGAAGAAGUUCGUGUACAUGAACGGGAGGAUUAUACCUAUGAUGUAGUGAACCACGAGAACCCGGAGCUGAAAAAACCCAGUUCAUAUGUCACAUUUGUCUUUCGCUAUCGUUCAAAGGAUUUCUUGGAAUCUCAAGGCAUUGCUGUUGAAGAGUCGAAGAUAUCUACUUUGCCUACUCCGAGUGCUCUCCCGACACCUAAUGUGAGCCGGGCACCCAGCAGAGUCGUUUCUCGAAGGAUUUCAAACAGCCUUCCUCCUGUGCCGCGUCGCGUCUCUGCUAAGGUAGAGGAGUUAGAUGAAACAGAUACUGACCUCAGUGAUCGGGAUAACCCCAGUUCUCCAUAUAAGCGUCCCAAGAUUGAAACAUCUAUCGAAGCUCUGUUUCCUCCACCUGACCCACUGUUCCCUGAGCGCAGUAUUCCUUAUCCCGCGUACCCUUCUAACUAUCGUCGCCCUUCUGCUGAAUUGCGUAGGGCAGCCAGCUGGACAGAAACAGUGCAGGUUCCGGGUAAAGAUGGAGUGUAUCGCGGAGAUACCGAAUUCUUUUUACCCCGCCUCAACAUCGACUUUGCUGAACAAGCUGGACUCCCUCAACUCUCGGAUUUCCAGGACAUCGUUAAUCCCUCUAAAAGGGUCGAAUCGAAGCCGGUUGUUCCUCAACGACGGCAGCGAAAACCGCAAUCCUCCCAGUCUUCUCAAGGAUCCUCAUCGUCGAUCAGCACCCCAAUGUCUAAUCCUGAUUCCCCAUUCACCGACCCUGACGACUCAUUCACGUUCUCUAAAUGA